Molecule: messenger RNA, 600 nt
Organism: Trichomonas vaginalis G3
Lineage: Eukaryota; Parabasalia; Trichomonadida; Trichomonadidae
Product: regulation of endocytosis
Exons: 1
Coding region: 1-600 (199 amino acids)
Molecular function (GO): GTP binding; GTPase activity
Source: RefSeq, a predicted model, not a curated record
AUGAUUGGUGUUGAUUAUAAAUACAACUUUAAAUUCAUUGUCAUAGGUUCCAGUGGUGUAGGAAAGACUGCACUUCUAUCACGCUUAAUUGAUGGAACUUUCUCACCAGAAAAUCAAUCAACAAUUGGCGUUGAAUACCUUUCUACUGUUAUCGAAGUAGAUGGAAACCCUAUCAAACUUCAAAUAUGGGAUACAGCUGGUCAAGAAAAGUUUAGGGCUAUUGCCAAGUCCUAUUUUAGAAAUGCUGUUGGUGUAAUUUUAGUAUAUGAUAUUACAGAUCGUAAAUCUUUCGAUGAUUUAGCAUUGUGGUUGAACGAUGUGCAUACUCUUUGCGACCCAAAUGCUGCCGUGACUUUGAUUGGUAAUAAAUUAGAUUUAUCUUCCUCUCGAGCUAUUACAACUUCAGAAGCUACAUCGUUCGCAAAUACACAUCACCUCUUGUACCUGGAAACAUCCGCGCGUGGUGGUGAUAAUGUUCAAGAAGCUUUUGCACGUGCAACGAAAUCUGUAUAUGAUAGAGUUGAAAAUGGGCAAAUUGUUUGUAAGACAACUACUACAUCACAAAAGAAAGCAAAAAGUGAUGGUGGCUGCCAAUGCUAA